AUGAAAGUACUUAACAGUGACAUUAGAAAGACUCCAGCUGCAAAAAAUGUAUGCGUAACAAAUACAUCUAGUGUUCCAAAACCAUUCCCACACAAAAUUAUCAGACCUGGGAGAGUGAAAGGAAAAAAUAAAGAAAAUAGCGUAGUACAAACCUUUAAAAAUUGUCCCAUGAAAACAACGCGAUAUGCGCAAAUACAUGUAUUUACAUGUAUCAAAGUAGUCAACACAGAUUUAGAAGAUCCUAACGAGGCAAUAAUUAUCACCGCUCCAAAUAACGAAAACAGUAAUAACAGUAGUGGGUUCAUACAUGCAAAUAAUCGACUCACUAAAAUGAUCCAAAAGUAA
Loa loa (African eye worm) is the source of this 345-nucleotide messenger RNA. RefSeq lists its product as hypothetical. The record is from RefSeq and is a predicted model, not a curated record. The coding region runs from base 1 to 345 and encodes 114 amino acids. The transcript is spliced from 2 exons. Lineage: Eukaryota; Metazoa; Nematoda; Chromadorea; Rhabditida; Onchocercidae.